Messenger RNA from Nelumbo nucifera (sacred lotus), 1632 nucleotides. RefSeq names its product tyrosine-protein phosphatase RLPH2-like. The record is from RefSeq and is a predicted model, not a curated record. Lineage: Eukaryota; Viridiplantae; Streptophyta; Magnoliopsida; Proteales; Nelumbonaceae. Gene Ontology annotation, molecular function: hydrolase activity.
UCGAGUCCCCGACGCCCCAUGGGGGAUCGCCGGAUCGGGGAUGGCAGGUCAUUUUUAUCCCUGGGCAUCGGGGUCGGGGACGAGGACCAGUAAGUCAGUAACUAAGGUCACUGCCCCGAACCCGCCCCGUUACCACUCCUAGACGGGAAGUCGGAACUCGGAACUAUGGUAUCGGAUCAGAAUCGUGAGAGGUGAGACAAGAUACAGGGCAAUACGAUCCGGAGUCCCAACUGCCCCCCCGAACGCUAUAUAGGAACGACGGUUGGCAGUUCUCUUGUCGGUGUCGAACUGAAACCUGCUAUACUGAUUACAUCACGGCAAAAGAUAAGAGUUGAUACAAUCAGUUUAAUCCGUUUUUUUUUUCAAGGUAGUUGAUGCAACCAGUUUGAUCGGAGCCUAUAAAAUGGGAGACCAAGCAGUCACACCAAAGAGGGUCGUCUGCUGCAUAGGUGACGUCCAUGGCUUCUUAUCCAAGCUCCAGAACCUCUGGUCCAAUCUCGAAACCCUAAUCGACCCACUUGCCUUUCAGUCUGCCCUGAUCAUUUUCCUGGGGGAUUACUGCGACCGAGGCCCUGACACCCGAAAGGUCAUCGAUUUCUUGAUCUCGCUCCCUUCCAGGUACCCUAACCAGACCCAUGUCUUCCUUUGUGGAAACCAUGACCUCGCCUUUGCAGCUUUCGUUGGGCUUCUCCCUCCGCCACCUGAUGGGUCUCCGUUCUCCGGCACGUGGAAGGAAUUCGAUCAGAACGAGGAGAGGGAAGGGUGGUAUAAGGGGCCCGGCUAUGAAAGUAUGCAUCUCCAAGGUAGAAGAUGGGCUGGCUCGAUUAAGGACAGAUCCAAUCAUGCCAAGGGGAUGGAGUACAAGGGUUCCAUCUACGAUGCUGGACCCACCUUCGAAUCAUAUGGAGUUCCUCACGGUUCUGCAGAUUUGGUUAAAGCAGUUCCUGAUGACCACAAGAAGUUCCUUGCUGAUUUGGUCUGGGUCCAUGAAGAGGAUAGUGUCUGGAUAGAACUUCCCGAGGGGAGAAAGUGUUGUAAGUUGAUAGCUGUUCACGCUGGUUUGGAGAGAGGGAAAGGAGUGGAGGAACAACUUAAGUUUUUGAAAGCCAAGGACACGCGGAUUUCAAAGGUGGAGUGCCUCAGUGGAAGGAAGAACGUCUGGGACAUCCCACAGGAACUAAAUGAGGGUCCAACAAUAGUGGUGAGUGGCCACCAUGGGAAACUUCACAUAGAUGGUCUUAGGCUGAUAAUUGAUGAAGGUGGUGGAUAUGAGAAUAAACCAGUGGCUGCUGUUGUACUUCCAUCUGGAAAAAUUGUCCGUGAUACAGAUCAAUUCUAGUUCCAUGUCUCACUGUUAUGACCAUUUAUCUUAUAUUCUCUUUACUUUCAGUAAGGUGUCCGGCUAAGGUAUGGAGCAUAUUCUCUUUUCUGGUUAUGAAGAUGGGGUGUAGAUCAAACCUUUUUGUUAAGAAAUCUUCAAUACUUUUUUCUUUGAAGAAUUAUAAUAAUAUAUACAGGCUUGUACUUUUUGCUAGGUUGCUUUGACAUUCAAAUUUUGCCGUUUGUUGAUGUCUAAAUAUUAUUCUGUUUCCUUAUCUUUAUAAAAAGAUGCACUUUAACUACUUUUCACAA